Messenger RNA from Carlito syrichta (Philippine tarsier), 948 nucleotides. Its product is annotated as olfactory receptor 52A1-like. The record is from RefSeq and is a predicted model, not a curated record. Gene Ontology annotation, biological process: G protein-coupled receptor signaling pathway. The transcript has a single exon. NCBI's taxonomy places the organism in Eukaryota, Metazoa, Chordata, Mammalia, Primates, Tarsiidae. Gene Ontology annotation, molecular function: G protein-coupled receptor activity; olfactory receptor activity. The coding region runs from base 1 to 948 and encodes 315 amino acids. Gene Ontology annotation, cellular component: membrane.
AUGGCAUCCAUCAACGUGUCAUAUUUGAACCCCAGAACUGUAACCUUGAUUGGCAUUCCUGGACUAGAACAUGUGCAGUUUUUGAUUGGGUUUCCUUUUUUUGCUGUGUGCCUAGUGGCUCUUCUGGGAAAUAUCCUUUUACUGAUCAUCAUCCCUGCAGAACGUAUUUUGCACCAGCCCAUGUACAUCUUCCUGGCUGUGCUGGCAGCAACUGACAUAGGACUCUGUGCAGCCAUUGCUCCCAAGAUGUUGGCCAUCUUUUGGUUCAGAUCUUGCUCCAUGACCUUUGAUGCCUGCCUGGCGCAGCUUUUUUUCAUCCAUGCCUUGCAGUGCAUGGAGUCUGGCAUUCUGUUAGCCAUGGCCUUUGACUGCUACAUUGCCAUCUGUGAUCCUUUGAGGCAUGCAUCCAUCCUCACACCUUCCAUCUUGCUUCGCUUGAUUGUGGUAGUGGCAAUCCGAGCUACAGUGCUGGUUGGUCUGUUACCCAUUCUAAUAAAAAGACUGCAUGCUUUCCAUUCUGUUCAUAUUGCCCACUCUUACUGUAAGCACAUGGCAGUGGUCAAACUGGCUGUGGAAGACAUCCAAGUCAAUAAAGCCUGCGGACUUUUCGUGGGCUUUAGCAUUCUGGGAUUUGAUAUGAUUUUAAUCCUUGUAUCCUAUAUUCUGAUUAUCCAAGCUGUUUUUCGUCUACACUGGAAGGAGGCACAGCUCAAAGCAUUUAACACAUGCACAGCUCAUAUUUUUGUUUUCCUUGAGUUUUAUAUUCUUGCCUUUUUCUCCUUCUGCAGUCACCGUUUUGGACAUGUUGCCCCCUCUACCCACAUUCUUUUGUCUACCAUUUACCUCCUUGUGCCACCUGCACUCAACCCUGUUGUCUAUGGUAUAAAAAAUAAGGUAAUUCGAAAUCGUGUGGCACAGAUUUUUCUUCUGAAUUAUGGAUCCCAGUAG